CAAAGCUGGGGGGCUGUAGAAUAAGCCCCAUUUCUUGCUGCCUGUCUGUAGGUCUGUCUUAGCUGCAGGACCCAGUCCUGCAGCUACAUGAAUAGGUCACGUCUCUAACACCCCUUUCACCCCAAACUGCUUUACAGACUGAGAGGGAACUGCUCACCCAGCACCGAGAUGCAGCCACCUCUGGGGUGAGGUGCGGCGGCUGGUUAUAUAGGGAUUCCUCGCCUAGCACCGAGAUGCAGCUGCCUCUGGGGUGAAGUGCAGGGGCUGAUGCAGCCGCCUCUGGGGUGAGGUGCGGCGGCUGGUUAUAUAGGGAUUCCUCGCCCGGCACCGAGAUGCAGCCGCCUCUGGGGUGAGGUGCGGCGGCUGGUUAUAUAGGGAUUCCUCGCCUGGCACCGAGAUGCAGCUCCCUCUGGGGUGAAGUGCAGGGGCUGGUUAUACAGGGAUUCCUUGCCCGACACCGAGAUGCAGCUGCCUCUGGGGUGGGGCACGAGGGCUUUUUAACAGCCCCACACCAACGCUGCCAUGAGUUUGACAGGAAAGGCAAAUCCCGUCUGUAAGGGAGCCUGUCGGGGCCGUUUAGGGGGCGUGAAUGUCACACCCCACGCUGAGAUUGGGCCGGGACACCAGGGUCACACCCUGCUGGUCACUGAAAACCGCUCAGACCCCUCCACGUCCGGCCCUCCCUGAGUGGGGCUGGUGACGAGGGGGCUGUGCCCCCAGACGGGCUGAAGGGUCCCCAUAGCUGGAACGAGCCCUCCACGGGCCCAGCCAGGUGAGUGUUAGUGUCUGGGCUGCCUGCCUGGCAGGGACCCAAGGGCAGUGCCCAGCACUUGGCGGGGGUCCCGUCCCUUGGGGCAGCAGGGGUGUGGCCACUGCACUCGGACUGAGCUGGGACCCCCCCCCCCGCAUGCCGGGCUGGGUGAGCCAGGCGCUAGGCCCCCCGGGCUCCCGGACGAGCCCAUCUCGGAGCUGGUGGUGGCGUCCCAGCAGCCGCUCCCUGGCUGGACCCUUCUCCAGACACUGCAGCUGGGAGCUGGGGAGGGAGGAACAUUUGGGGCCAGCGCAGCGGCUCAGCUCCCACUGGCAGGACCCAGUGGGGUGUGGGGCAGGCCAGGCUGGACGGGUGCUGUGGGGUACUGGCGUCUCACCCCUUGAGCCCCCCUUGCCCUCAGGAAGCCUGGGCACCGACACAGAGGAGCGGCUGGUUGAGCACCUCCUGGACCCGUCCCGCUACAACAAGCUGAUCCGCCCGGCCACCAACGGCUCGGAGCUGGUGACCGUGCAGCUCAUGGUGUCGCUGGCCCAGCUCAUCAGCGUGCACGAGCGGGAACAGAUCAUGACGACCAACGUGUGGCUGACACAGGAGUGGGAAGAUUACCGCCUCACCUGGAAGCCAGGGGACUUCGACAACAUGCGGAAGGUGCGCCUGCCCUCCAAGCACAUCUGGCUGCCGGACGUCGUCCUCUACAACAAUGCCGACGGGAUGUACGAGGUCUCCUUCUACUCCAACGCGGUCGUCUCCUACGAUGGCAGCAUCUUCUGGCUGCCGCCGGCCAUCUACAAGAGCGCCUGCAAGAUCGAGGUGAAGCACUUCCCCUUCGACCAGCAGAACUGCACCAUGAAGUUCCGCUCGUGGACCUACGACCGGACGGAGAUCGACCUGGUGUUGAAGAGCGACGUGGCCAGCCUGGAUGACUUCACGCCCAGCGGUGAGUGGGACAUCAUCGCCCUGCCGGGGCGGCGGAACGAGAACCCCGACGACUCCACCUACGUGGACAUCACCUACGACUUCAUCAUCCGCCGCAAGCCGCUCUUCUACACCAUCAACCUCAUCAUCCCCUGCAUCCUCAUCACCUCGCUGGCCAUCCUGGUCUUCUACCUGCCCUCCGACUGCGGCGAGAAGAUGACGCUCUGCAUCUCCGUGCUGCUGGCCCUCACCGUCUUCCUGCUGCUCAUCUCCAAGAUCGUGCCGCCCACCUCGCUGGACGUGCCGCUGGUGGGUAAGUACCUGAUGUUCACCAUGGUGCUGGUGACCUUCUCCAUCGUCACCAGCGUGUGUGUGCUCAACGUGCACCACCGCUCGCCCACCACCCACACCAUGCCGCCCUGGGUCAAGGUGGUCUUCCUGGACAAGCUGCCCACUGUCCUCUUCAUGAAGCAGCCGCGCCAGAACUGUGCCCGCCAGCGGCUGCGCCAGCGCCGGCAGAACCAGGAGCGCAGCAGCAGCAGCUUCUUCCGGAGGGAGAGCGCCCGCUCCUGCACCUGCUUUGCCAACCAGGCCACCAUCAAGAAGUUUGGCGCAGGGGGCGGCCGGCAGUUCACCGAGGCGGCUGACAGUGCCAAUGGCUACCGGGAGCGGCAGGGGCAGGCCCCGGCGCCCAGCCAGCAGUGCUGCUGCGGGGUGGAGGAGGCGGUGGAUGGGGUGCGCUUCAUCGCAGACCACAUGAGGAGCGAGGACGAUGACCAGAGCGUGAGCGAGGACUGGAAAUACGUGGCCAUGGUGAUCGACCGCCUCUUCCUGUGGAUCUUCGUCUUCGUUUGUGUCUUCGGGACCAUCGGCAUGUUCCUCCAGCCGCUCUUCCAGAACUACGCCACCAACUCCCUGCUGCAGCUCAACCACGGCCCGCCCAGCUCCAAAUAGGGCUGGGGGAAGGCAGGCGGUCCUGCCCCGUGCGCACGGAGCCAUCACCCCACGGCAGACAGGGGCCUGGUGCGCGUGGCUGCAGCACGCAGGCCCCGGGGAGUCUGGGGAGGGGGUGUCAGGGCCUUGCUGCUGAUUUCAGUGCUGCCUCCGCCCGAAGGGGUCCUGGCUCCCGCAGCUGGGGGGCUCCACGUCCGCCCCAUUGAGAGCAAAGCCCCAGAAGGAGACAGGAGGAGACAGGCUGGGCACAGCUCAAGGUGCCCUGGUCCUUCCUGGGGGGACAGGACUGCUCCAGGAACCGCGCUUGGGGGGCAAGGAGGGCUCCCCUCCCCCAGAGAUCAGCGAGGCCAAACGGUCCCCACAGCAGCGAGGCGUGAGUGGAGCGGGGCCCUCGAUCUCUACCAGGUCGCAUGCGGCCGGGGGCAAGGCUGGCUGGGGACGCUGCAGCUCAGCAGGGCAGGGCGCAGGCAGCAGCUGGGGGUGAACGGGCCCCAGACACGUCUUCUGGACUGAGCCUGGAGCCCGUUGCUGCAUUCAGCCAGCUGUGUCCCUGGAAGCUCGGCGGGCGGGGGGACGGGGACGCUGCCCUGGGCAGCCUCAGACGUCCGCUGCUGCUUCCAAUGUCACUGCAGCCCAAUAAAUAAUCACAGGGAACGGGGGGGAGGGGGGAUUUCUUUAAAACCUGGUUUAAUUUGACCCCCUUUUAUUUCUAAGCCCCCUCGUCAUGGGGCGCCCCGGAGCAGGGGAGAGGCAGGGCUGGGAGGGCACAAGGGCUGCAGCUCUCCAGGCGGACGUGGAAGGGGAGAUCUGACCCUCUUAAAGGCAAAGACACAGGCCAGUGUGGACACAGGUAGCGAGCCCUGCAGGGACAGAGUCAGGCUGCCCUGGGGCUGAGCAGGCACCUCCCCUUCUUGUUCCAGUUGAAACAGUCGGGGGCAGAAUCCUGGGUCAGGUGGGAGCAAGAGCUCAGCAGGUUGCGGGGCCCAGGGAUCGCCAAGAGGAGCAGCAGCUCCUGGUUCUGGCUGCAGGCACAAGAUCUCUGAGCCCAGCGAGGGCUGUUCCUGCACCUCUGCUUAUGCAGGCGCCUGUCGCAGCCCAAGCAGCGUCCCUUUCUCGUGGCAAUUUACACGCUGUUAAAUCCGAGCCAGAGUGCACGUAGGGGCCCCGCACCUGGCACGCCCCGGCGAGGGCUCUUGUACCACCGGAGAUCACGAUCGGGCUGCAGCAGGCUGCGGCGUCAGUGCCGAUGCCGGUGGAAGAUGUCAGUGAAACACAGGCACCAACGUGCAGCAAAGCUGGAUUUCACCAGUGUCACAGAGGGUGUUAAAGUGCGUCGUGCUGCAAGGCGGCGCACGGGGCAAAGGGGAGGCAGGUUUAGCUGAUGCCACUGGGACCUCCACUGAGCGAGAGAGGGAUUAUUACAGCCACGGGCCAGUUCGAUCGGGAUCCACGGGCCAGCUCGAUCGGGAUCCUUGCAGACACACCCAGGAGUCGCACGUGGCCCCAGGUUGCUCUGCUCGUUUCCCUCUGCAAGACGCUGAGGGUGGCUCGUCAGAUCUCAGUAUGACUGUCAGUCCACUGCCUGCUCCUUCCGACGGAGCCCUAGGGCCGUCCCCUGACGGGUUCCAGCUCUGCUGGGGGGCGAGGCGCAGCAGAUACAGCCGCAGUGCGAUUAGAAACCGUGUCCAGGCCCCUGGCUGGUGCCCUGGAGCUGAUGGGUGGAGGGAGAUGAACAGUUCAUGUGCAGAAUGGAAACGCAGGGCCGGUGCCACGGUCCCUGGGCAGGCAAGAAUUAGCCUCCCUGGGGGAAAUUUGAAAUCAAGCAUCUCCUAUAAAUAGCGCUAAUCCUCCAGGCUGUGUGGCAGGGCGGCACGGAGCAGAGGGACAGGCUGAGCACAUCCUGCUGCUGCUCUGUAAACAAUCACAGCCAGUAAUUUCUCAGCUUCCCCCCCAGCCAGGCAUAGAGGGUCCCAGCCUGCUCCCGAACAGCCGGCCGCUGGUAGAUUGCCACUGACACUGCACCCAGCUUUGCCCUCCAGGGCAGCAGGACUAGAUUUUAGUGAUAUUUCAAAUCUAAAGAUGUUUGAGUCUGAAACACUUGUGCCAGAUGAGCCCCCACGGGCCGGAGAACACUGGCCUUGCUGGUCAGCUACCCACUGAGCGGUCAGGAUCAUGGUCCC
This is a messenger RNA of Mauremys mutica (yellowpond turtle), 4821 nucleotides long. RefSeq names its product cholinergic receptor nicotinic beta 2 subunit (gene CHRNB2). Gene Ontology annotation, cellular component: synapse; postsynaptic membrane; neuron projection. The record is from RefSeq and is a predicted model, not a curated record. Gene Ontology annotation, biological process: regulation of membrane potential; nervous system process; signal transduction. The coding region runs from base 908 to 2641 and encodes 577 amino acids. The transcript is spliced from 5 exons. NCBI's taxonomy places the organism in Eukaryota, Metazoa, Chordata, Testudines, Geoemydidae. Gene Ontology annotation, molecular function: acetylcholine-gated monoatomic cation-selective channel activity; transmembrane signaling receptor activity.